Abrus precatorius (Indian licorice) is the source of this 1154-nucleotide messenger RNA. Its product is annotated as acetyltransferase NSI. The coding region runs from base 102 to 851 and encodes 249 amino acids. Gene Ontology annotation, cellular component: cytoplasm. The record is from RefSeq and is a predicted model, not a curated record. NCBI's taxonomy places the organism in Eukaryota, Viridiplantae, Streptophyta, Magnoliopsida, Fabales, Fabaceae. Gene Ontology annotation, molecular function: N-acetyltransferase activity. The transcript is spliced from 8 exons.
UGCAUACGAUACCCACAUACACAUACAUGCAUCAUCCGUCAGCAACUAAAUCUAUACGAGUGUCUGGUUGAGUGGCCAAGACACACACACCGCAUCAAACAAUGCUAACCCUCAAUCUCAAUGCUGUUUCUUCUUCGUUCUAUGUUCUUCCCUUUAAUACCCAUUGUCCAUUUUCUACUCAAACUCAAUUGUUUGUUCCUUCCAAUCUUAAUUACUCCUUUGCUACUACAGCAACCAGAAAGUUCAAGACAUUUCAGCUCAAGGCUGGAUUCUGGGAAUCAAUUAAAUCUGGGUUAAUGAAGAAUAACACAACGCAAGUCAUUGAUCCACCAUCAAUAGAUGAAGAAGAUGAGGAACCUCUGCCUCAAGAGUUUGUCCUUGUGGAAAAGACAGAACCUGAUGGAACAAUUGAGCAAAUAGUAUUCUCUUCGGGUGGAGACAUUGAUGUUUAUGAUCUUCAAGCCCUCUGUGAUAAGGUAGGGUGGCCGCGUAGACCAUUGUCAAAAUUAGCUGCUGCUUUGAAAAAUAGCUAUAUAGUGGCCUCACUGCACUCUAUAAGAAAGUCACCUGGGUCAGAGGGGAAUGAACAAAAGAGAUUAAUUGGCAUGGCCCGUGCUACAUCAGACCAUGCCUUCAAUGCCACAAUUUGGGAUGUCCUGGUUGAUCCUAGCUACCAGGGCCAAGGUCUUGGUAAAGCUCUUGUAGAGAAACUCAUUCGAGCUCUUCUGCAGAAGGACAUUGGCAAUAUAACUUUGUUUGCAGAUAGUCAAGUUGUGGAGUUUUACCGCAAUUUAGGUUUUGAAGCUGACCCGGAGGGCAUAAAAGGCAUGUUUUGGUACCCAAAUCAUUAAUUACAACCCCCAAAUAUGUUACUUCGGUUAACAUUGCAUCCAUGAAGAAUAUAGGGGACCAGCAGUGGCAAGUUUGCCUAUUACACUUAUAUAUAUGAAAGUAUAAAGGAUUGGACUUCAAUCAUGUAAUUGUUGUGUUAGGCGUUAACAAGUUAUUCAUUUUUCCAAAGUUUUGCUACUCUUCAAACAGACAAUUGUGAGGUUUUUGUUGGUCUAACUGCUUUAUAUAUGAAAAACCUGAAAAUGUCAGUUACUACUUAGUGCAUGCUUGGAUUCACAUUUGAAUGGACAAGGAUUUAUGUU